AGUCAGUCAAUGUAUCAAUCUGGAAUAAUCACUUAGCUUUAAAACGACAUCACUGAACAAUGUUAUUAAAGGAGUCUCAGCUGAACCUUUAGAAGUAGAGCCCUUGAAGUUUCUGGUUAUUGCAAGUUUUGUGCAACAAAAUGGCUCAAUACUGGUGUCUGCGUCCGCUUAACAGAGGUGCCUGCUGAAUGCAGGCUUAUUUCACAGUAAAUGUGGGAAGAAAAUUAAAUUUAGUUUAAUGUGGGGUCCGCUUAAUACAGGUAUUACUAUAUGCCCAUCACUAAAUUUCUGGCCUGGGUUGUUCAAAACAUGGAUAACGGCAUCCACUGGAUAAAUCAAUUUCCAGUGAAUAGUGUGGUUUGUUUUGUUAACCUUAAUUCACUGGAUAGCGAUUCACCCGGCGGAUAGCGUUAUCCAGCCUUUGAACAACCAGGGCUAACACAGUACACUGUAACUUGCGAGUAACUUGUGAAUGCAUGAUGUUCAAUGAGUUUGCCAAAUUAACAGAAAGGUCUCUCAUUAGUCAAAGCAAAAUGCUAUCCUAGGCUAGCUAAGAUUCACAAGUUGUUCACAAGUUACUGUCAAUUCCUCUUAUACCGGCCAUUUUUUCCUGUGCAGGAACUUUUGUUUGCCUAACCCCACAAUCAAAAAUUUAAUGGUUCAUCCCUCGUUAUCUUAGAGAGGUUUAUAGUAGUAAUUCUGCAUCAUUCAAAACACCACAAGAGUAAACUGUAAACAAUGCAUAAACAAGAUUGCAAAGUUCUUCAAAUUAAACAAGAAAUCGAAAUUACUGUGCAAGCUUUUAAUGAAACUAAUUAAGAACCGGUAAUCUACGCUAAAAUUGCUGUUAAACGUGUUUAUCUUGCACAUAAGGAAUCCUUCCUACAAUUAACAAACAACAAAAAAAAGUCUUGUGAUUAUCUUUUCCUAUUCCAAGCCGCAGGUGCCCGCUCCUUAGCCAAAGAAAUAACGUUGCGUUACUUCAUUGGCGGAGGGGAAAAGUUUGAAAACUUACCUCUUUUAGAAGAACAGGCACGCUUGAAAUCUCAAAUCCAUACGUUACACCAUAAAUCUCCUCUGCGUUGAAGUAUGGAUGCACUAGCGAGACGUAAACACCGAAAAUAUUAAAAAUAAAUAAUUCCCUCGAAGCCUUCCCUCCGUUCACCAUUUUGUUGUUUUUUAAAUCCCGCUUAGAAUCAUGGGAGGUAUUUAGCUUUGUAACCUGGCAUAUAUGCUUAGUAACCAAGCUAACCAAAAUGGCGGACAGCAGGCUUAAGUUUCUUCUCCAUCCAGUUUCUCUACGGCAACAUGUACUGCAGUGGCUUGCCGAAGACACUCCAAAUUUCGAUUACGGUGGUUUUGUUGUAGGAGAAAGCGAGGAGACUGCAGUUUUGCUGUGCAAAUCGAGAGGUGUCUUAGCAGGCGUGCCUUUUUUCGACGCAAUAUUCCACGAGUUGGGUUGCAAAGUGGAAUGGGUGUUUUCAGAAGGGGCGCAAGUAGAACCUGCGACUACAGUGGCAAAAGUAACUGGGAAAGUUAACAAGAUCCUGUUAGGAGAGAGAGUCGCCUUGAAUUGCAUCGCAAGAGCAAGUGGCAUCGCGACAAAAGCUAGAACAUUGGCAAAUCUUAAACAGGAACAUAAAUGGCAGGGCGAAAUAGCGGGAACUCGGAAAACCACCCCAGGUUUUCGCACGGUGGAAAAAUACGCUAUUCUCGUUGGUGGAGUUUCGACGCAUCGCUACGACCUGUCCUCCAUGAUCAUGCUCAAAGAUAAUCACAUCUGGACUGCGGGAAGCGUCAAGCAAGCGGUGCAAGAUGCGAGGAAGGUUGGAGGAUUCUCCAUUAAAAUUGAAGUCGAGUGCCGCAGUAUCGACGAAGCGAGAGAAGCUGCCACUGCCGGAGCCGACAUCGUUAUGCUGGAUAACUUUGAACCUGAAGCGCUUCACAAGGCUGCUGAGGUAUUAAAGCAAGAAUUUUCACAUCUCUUGAUUGAAGGAAGCGGCGGUGUUAAAAUGGAAAGCAUUGCGCAAUAUUUCGGGCCACAUGUCGAUGUUAUUUCAAUGGGUUCUCUAACCCAGGGUUAUGAGGCGGUUAAUUUUUCGCUGAAAAUUUUGAAGGAAGGUCAUAACCCGCACAAUCCAGUUGUCAAAACCUGCUGAACAUCAAUUUUUGUAAAUUUUAAAAUUCCCACUAAAAGCAACACAGGAACAAUAAAUUCAAGAU
This is a messenger RNA of Orbicella faveolata, 2223 nucleotides long. Its product is annotated as nicotinate-nucleotide pyrophosphorylase [carboxylating]-like. NCBI's taxonomy places the organism in Eukaryota, Metazoa, Cnidaria, Anthozoa, Scleractinia, Merulinidae. Gene Ontology annotation, molecular function: nicotinate-nucleotide diphosphorylase (carboxylating) activity. Gene Ontology annotation, biological process: NAD+ biosynthetic process; quinolinate catabolic process. The record is from RefSeq and is a predicted model, not a curated record. Gene Ontology annotation, cellular component: cytoplasm.